Messenger RNA from Myzus persicae (green peach aphid), 1630 nucleotides. RefSeq names its product inhibitor of growth protein 3-like. Bases 434 to 1495 code for a protein of 353 amino acids. The record is from RefSeq and is a predicted model, not a curated record. The transcript has 9 exons. NCBI's taxonomy places the organism in Eukaryota, Metazoa, Arthropoda, Insecta, Hemiptera, Aphididae. Gene Ontology annotation, cellular component: NuA4 histone acetyltransferase complex. Gene Ontology annotation, biological process: regulation of DNA-templated transcription.
GACUAACCAAAGUUCACGAAUAACGAUAAUACAAGUAGGUAGGUGAUUUACUUAAUCGAUACCUGAGUUCAUUAUUAUAUUAUAUGAAGCAGUAGACACUAUAAAUGCAUAAAUGACAAUAAUUUUCCGGCAUGCGAAAACGGUUUUCGAUUAUAUUCACUUACUGGCGCGUUCAUAUUAUUAUUACGAAUUUGUGGGCAUUAUCUAUCAGUAUUUAGCAUAUUUUACAACAACCUAUCACUUAAAUAGUGUUAUAGUAGUAUCACUUCAGUACCAGUGGAAUCACGUUUUUUGCUUCAGUCCGUUCACCGUUUUAAUAAUACAAAAAAUAAUCUCAUUUUUUUUUCGUCAACUUCAAAUUGAAUAAUACCUAAUAUCAGCUGCAACCGAGUAGCAACGCUUCGUAGUUAUUUCUCGUGACCUUAAUUUUAUUAUGACCAUGUUCUAUUUGGAAGAUUUUAUGGAAAAACUUGAACUUUUACCGCAAGAGAUCAGAAAUCGCACAGCAGAAAUCGGGAAACUGGACUUGCAAGUAGAAAAUUCAAUGAACUGUAUAAAGAGUAAUGUAGAUACUUUAUUUUCAAAAGCUGAUACUAUGACUCCAGAUGAUUUACAAAAUAAUUUUAAGACACUUAUGAAAGAAGGUGACAAAGCUCUUAAACGAUCUGAUUCAAAACUUCAAAUAGCCAAGGACAUGGAAAAACUCGUGUCAAAAUAUAUAAAUCGAUUGGAUCUUGAGUUACAAGGAUUUAAAACUGAACUGGAAGCUGAUAAAAGUGGAAUCACUGAUCUUAUUGAAAAAAGAAUUUUAGAUUCAGAUCAAAACAAUACAUCCAUUCAUAAAGAAAAUGAGUAUGAAGCAAACAGACAUAUUUUUGGAGAAACAGAAGAAGUCUUAAAUAAUGUUAGCAGUAUCAAUCAAACAUCUAUUGAAGUAGCUUCAGAUGCAUCUAGUAGUGAAGAAUUAGUAUCAUAUUUUCAACCUGAUACAAAUCCUGUUAAUUCUCAAAAGGCUCCAUUUCCGCUAUCCUUCACUAAGGGGGCUGAUUGCUCAGCAAUUUCAGCAGUUGUAUCUGAAGCUAUUGUUUCUUCUCAAAAGCUGUCUUGUGGACGUAGGUCAGCUAGUUUAAUUGCAUCUUUUGAUGCAACUAAUUAUGACCAAAUUACAGACAAAUCAAAGUUAUCAAAAUCAUUUUCCAAUAAUAAAGACAUUUCAGAAUUUAUUAAAUCUAAUAGUAACCAAACAAAAAAAAAUAAAAAACUUCGAAGAGGAAUUGCUUGUAAAGACAUAUCAACUGAUGAAGAUGAAUCAAUUGAUCCUAGUGAACCUCUAUACUGUUUAUGUAAUCAAAUAGCUUAUGGAACAAUGGUGGCUUGUGAUAAUAAAAAAUGUCCACAUGAGUGGUUUCAUUAUGAAUGUGUUGGUAUAACAAAACCACCGCAUGGAAAGUGGUAUUGCCCUAAGUGCGUUAUCAAACUGAAGAGAAAAAGAUAAAAAUUGUGUACAACCACUUUAUUGGGUUGUUAUGUUUUACAACAAUGUUUAUUGCUGUAAAAACAUUAAUACAUUAUGUUUGUUUAUAUUAAUAUUUUUGAAUAUAAUUAUUGUUCCCAUUCUUUAUUGUAGGAA